AUGACGGAAAUCGAAGCCACCGAAUCCAUUCCUAGCACCUCUACACAGGGCGAUAUCGAAUCGAUUGCCGACAACAUCAAAAAUGGCCAUAUUAGCCGCAUCGUCGUUCUCACGGGCGCCGGCAUCAGCACGUCGGCCGGUAUCCCAGACUUCAGAUCUCCAACGACAGGACUGUACGAUAAGCUCGCUCCUCUAAAGCUACCGUAUCCCGAGGCGAUCUUUCACAUUAGCUACUUCUCCCAUUCGCCCGAACCCUUCUAUGCAAUCGCGCGAGCGCGUCAUCCGGGAAACCUCAAGCCGACAAUUUCGCACGCAUUCCUAGCCUUGCUGGCGAAGAAAGGGCUCCUCCACUAUCUCUUCACGCAGAAUAUUGAUGGUCUCGAGGAGGAUGCUGGUAUUCCGACUGACAAGGUACUCUGGGCACAUGGGAACUGGAAGAGUCAGCAUUGCUGGAAAUGCAAGACUGAGUACCCGGAUGACCUCAUGAAGAGAGCGAUCCAUAAUGGUGAGGUCCCGUAUUGUCUGAAAGCCGAGUGUGGGGGUGCGAUCAAGCCGAAUGUGGUGUUCUUUGGGCAGUCGCUACCAAAGGAGUUCGACGAGAAGGAGAAGGUAGUGGGACAGGGGGAUCUCAUGCUCGUUAUGGGGACGAGCUUGAAGGUCGCACCAUGCUCGACCUUGCCACGCCUUGCCAAUAAAGGUGUACCCCGGCUUCUCAUCAACAUGGAGAAAGCGGGCGAUUUCGGAAAUCGGAAAGAAGAUGUUUGUAUGCUGGGCCCAUGUGACGAUGGCGUCCGUCGACUUGCCGAUCUUCUGGGCUGGAGAGAUGAGCUCGAGACAUUGUGGAAAGACGCGGUCGAUGCCAAGGAGGAUGUUCUCAAAUUUCAGGAUGGACCGAGCUUAGACGAAUGCAUUGCAAAGAUGGCGGCCCAGAUGGAUGCUCGGCUAGGCAUUUCGAAAGGCCAUAAGAACAUGCUGGAGAAUCAUCUCAGCGACAAGUUUGCACAGAUGAUGUCAAAAGGACCUUCUUGUCAAUAG
Molecule: messenger RNA, 1035 nt
Organism: Penicillium argentinense
Lineage: Eukaryota; Fungi; Ascomycota; Eurotiomycetes; Eurotiales; Aspergillaceae
Product: Sirtuin family
Exons: 1
Coding region: 1-1035 (344 amino acids)
Molecular function (GO): NAD+ binding; histone deacetylase activity, NAD-dependent
Source: RefSeq, a predicted model, not a curated record